Messenger RNA from Dicentrarchus labrax (European seabass), 4187 nucleotides. RefSeq names its product Rho GTPase activating protein 10 (gene arhgap10). Gene Ontology annotation, cellular component: cytoplasm. NCBI's taxonomy places the organism in Eukaryota, Metazoa, Chordata, Actinopteri, Moronidae. Gene Ontology annotation, molecular function: protein binding; GTPase activator activity. The transcript is spliced from 23 exons. The record is from RefSeq and is a predicted model, not a curated record. Bases 450 to 2747 code for a protein of 765 amino acids. Gene Ontology annotation, biological process: signal transduction.
UUGCUACACGCACACAGAUGUCAGCAGAGUUUCUCAAUCUGUCACUUCUCUAGGUGGAGUGCGCUUGAUGGAGCAAGGAAAAAUCGGAUACAGCAACCAUGACUUUCUGACAACUCCUGUGAACCGGCUUCCGAUGAACACUUGAGCCGAGAGCGUGUUUUUAUCACCCUCAACACGUUAUACCUGUUAGCGACUCCUUUUUUUUCCUUCGUUAUUUGACAACUGUGGAACAACACCCAUGCGCCUGUGUCAGAAGUUGCCAUGCUAACCACCGUUAGCUGCUGCUUCUUCACGUAGCUAUGUUUUCUCUGCUAGCGAAGAAAAGUGGUACUGUAGUUGUGGAAGUCUAGUUUGUUUUGUUGUUGUUUUAAAGCUAGAAAGUACGUGUCAUUUUAGAGUAGUUUCCCACCUCCUCUCUGUGUAAAAACGAAGCUAUCAAUCUGUCAGAAAUGGGACUACACCCGCUGGAAUUUAGUGAAUGCUAUCUGGACAGCCCCUGCUUCAGGGAGAAAAUAAAGGCACACGAAGCAGAGCUGGACAAAACUAACAGAUUUAUCAAAGAGCUGUACAAAGAUGGGAAGAACCUCAUCAAUGCAACAAAGCAGCUGGGUAUGGCACAGCGAAAGUUUGCUCAGUGCCUGGGAGAGUUUCAGUUUGAGUACAUCGGAGAUGCAAAGACAGAUGAUGAAAAGUGUAUCGAUGAGUCUUUGCAGGAGUUCUCCUCAUUCCUCAAGAACCUAGAAGACCAAAGAGAGCUGAUGAUGAGAAACAUCACAGAAACCUUAAUGAAACCCCUGGAGAAGUUCAGGAAAGAUCAUCUUGGUAUAGUUAGGGCGGAAAGAAAGAAGUAUGAGAAAGAAACAGAGAAGUACUACAGCUCUCUGGAAAAGCUUCUGAAUAUGUCAGCAAAGAAGAAAGAGCCACAGCUACAAGAGGCAGACAUCCAGGUGGAUGCCAUGAGGCAGCACUUUCAGGAGGAGUCACUGGACUAUGUGUGCAAAUUGCAGGAGAUCCAAGAGAGAAAGAAGUUUGAGUGUGUGGAACCGAUGCUGGCCUUCUUUCAGACAGUCUUCACCUUUUAUCACCAGGGCUUCGAGCUCGCCAAGGACUUUGACCAUUAUAAAAGAGCACUGCAGAUCAAUAUUCAGAAUACAAGGAGUCGAUUUGAGGGCGCGCGGUCUGAAGUGUACGAGCUGAUGAAAAGGAUCAGGGAGACACCUCAGGAAUACAGACAGACCAGCCCUAUCAGUUGUGAAGGCUAUCUCUAUGUACAAGAAAAACGGCCACCUCCCUUUGGUUCAAGUUGGGUCAAACGCUACUGCACAUUCGUCAAAGAGCAGAAGAUCCUCCACAUGGUGACCUUCGACCACAGAUCUGGUGGGAAGAAUGGUGAGAUAGAGUCUGUCACGCUCAAAUCCUGUGUUCGCAAAACGACAGACAUGUUGGACAGGAGGUUCUGUUUAGAACUCGACAUAACAGAUCGGCCAGGGACGGUGCUAACAGUACAGGCUCUGUCAGAGGAUGACCAGAAGUUCUGGAUGCAGGCCAUGGGUGGGAAGGACCCUAUUGGACACUAUCUUGGGAGGACUUAUUCUAAAGAACGAGGAAUUGAUGCCCAGCUGGAUGAUGUGGGUUUAAGUUUUGUGAAGAACUCCAUCAGCGCCAUAGAGACAAGAGGUAUUAAUGACCAAGGGCUGUACAGAGUUGUCGGGGUAAGCUCCAAGGUCCAGAAGCUUCUCUCAUUAAUGAUUGAUGAGACGAGCAACGAAGUGGAUCUGUCUACCAGCGAGGACUGGGACAUUAAGACAAUAACGAGUGCACUGAAGCUUUAUCUAAGGAGCCUCCCUGAGCCGUUGAUGACCUAUGGACUUUACAAAGAGUUUAUUAGCCCUGCGAAGGGCGGUAGUCCAGAGUCUCGCAUCCAAGCCAUCCACUGCCUGGUCCACAAACUACCGGAGAGGAAUCGACAAGUCCUCGGGCUGCUUAUGAAGCAUCUGGCCAAUGUGGCAGCUAACAGUAAACAGAAUCUGAUGACCGUGGCAAACCUAGGCGUGGUGUUUGGCCCCACGUUAAUGAGGCCGCAGGAGGAGACUGUCGCUGCCAUCAUGGAUCUUAAGUUCCAGAACAUUGUGGUGGAGAUCCUCAUUGAACACCAUGAAAAGAUCUUUGCAGAUGCUCCCGAGUCAUGCCCUCUUUCACCUGCUGCCCCAGUAUUCUCUGCUCCCGCAAGGCAGUCCAAGAAGCUGAGUCGACAGAAUCGGCCCUUGGCUGUCUACAAUCCACAAGCCCUAGACAUUCAGAAUGCAGUGGGAGAUAGUUCCAGCCUAACUCCUGAUGAGACAUCAAUGGGCAGCAAUGAGUCCGUAUCUUCCCAGUCAUCGUCAGCCUCGACCUCGGAGACACCUAUAGAGAGGAGUGACCAUGCCCCACUUAGCACCAGCCUCAGCUCGGGCAGCAACUCCAAGGCCCCCACAGCAGGAACUUCCUGGUCCACUCUUGGAGGGCCAGGAGAGAGUCAAUCUGCUGCCAACACAGCUGCUUCUGAAAAAGAAAAGCCUGAGGAGAGUGUCACCAGCAGGAAAGCCAUGGCAGUGUACCCAUGUGAGGCUGAGCACGACUCUGAGCUCUCCUUCCAGGUCGGUGCAAUAUUCAACGCCGUGACCCAGUCGAGAGAGCCAGGCUGGCUGGAGGGCGAGCUGGAGGGAAAGAGGGGCCUCAUCCCUGAAAACUACGUGGAGAUGUUGUAGCCUCAAAUGGAAAUAUUUAUGGACAAGUUAUUACAUCCACCUGGAAAAAUCUGCGGAGAAUGCAUGUGCCUCAACUCUGACAUUCACAGUAGAGCCUUGUUUAUCCAAGUCCCUGAAUACUCUCAAGCAAGUGACAAUAUAUUAUUACUGUUGGACUAUUCUUGAUACACAAGUAUAUGCAUUUUUGGCUGGCAAGUAGACUUUUGUGAUGCAUGUGCAAGCAUGUUUCUUUGUUUGAAUUUACUUUACUACAUCAAUUUCAUCGUUGUAAUAGCAAAAUGGGUUUGCACUUAAAAUAUUAUGCUGUAUACAAAGAUGCUGUAGCCUCUAAACAUUCAGGUAACUUUGUUAGCAGCACCAGAGAAUGAGUGCCUCUCUGUUAAAGGCCUCCCUCUCUCCCCUAGUUAUACAUGGUAUCCAUGAGCACCCAAAGUCAAAGAAUGAUCCUCAGAAACUGUAAGGAUCAAGGAAUGUCAGAAUUCAAAUCACUGUAAUCAGUUUUUUAAGAUAUUUUGCACCAAAUUCAGUAGCUUUAGACCCUCUUAACAAUGUUUGUUUUCAGCUUUUAAAAGAUUAGAGAUACUGUACCUACCGUGCCUCAACUAUCAGCGUUACACCCAGUGUAAAUGUAUGUACAGGUUUAUAUGAAAACGAAUUGGAGUGUUACUGCUUUAGCUUUUAAAAUGUUGUAUUCUUCUGUCAUUUUAAGAAUAUUUGGACAGUCAAAAUGAGGCACAUCACUAUUGUAAUUGUAUUUAAUUUAAUUGGCACAUUGAUUGCAUGACUUUUGAAUUUUAAACACACUCUGUACUGUUUUGUUCUUGGUGCACUCCUUUACAGAAACACAGUAAAACGCCUCUUUGAUGCCUAAUGGACCUCUUGUGUUAAACACUAGCAUCAGAGAGUCAGCAGAGGUAAUGAUUUAAACCAAGUGUUUUUCUUGUCAAAGGAUCUGUUUUUGUUUGUUUUUAAAGCUUAUUUUAAACGUUGCUCAGUUUCCUCUGAGCAGAGAAAUGAUACACUCCCACAAAGUUGUAAUUUUAGUUUAUCGUUAUUUUAUCUUCAACUUCAGAGGAAUAAGUGAUCAGAAAUCACAAUCAGAAAGUUUUAUUAUCAGUUAGAACACAAAAUGCAGUAUUUCAAAGUUUUACAUCUGUUCAGUGUAUGUAGAGUUAUGACUACCAAGUAUGUUUUACACGUCUCCGUUAAGUGAUGGACAGUUUUCAUUUGGUCUAGCAUGUACACAUGUCCCAUUACAAUUCAUCCCUCCGCUGUUCAAUAAGACACUUUAAUUUCUCGGAGAGCUUUGGUUCAGCAGACUGUGUUUGCAAUAAUUUAAGACACUGAUUUAUGAUGUUUGUAAAGGGCCUUGACUUCUUUUUAUACCUUUGGGUAUUCUGUUGAUCAAUGUUAAACAAAUAAAGUUUUGUCUGUUCUUUA